Molecule: messenger RNA, 4641 nt
Organism: Acanthochromis polyacanthus (spiny chromis)
Lineage: Eukaryota; Metazoa; Chordata; Actinopteri; Pomacentridae
Gene: ubtd1b
Product: ubiquitin domain containing 1b
Exons: 4
Coding region: 686-1423 (245 amino acids)
Molecular function (GO): protein binding
Source: RefSeq, a predicted model, not a curated record
AAGUUCGGUGGCGCUAGCUCACCGCCGCUAGUCACCUUUUGCCAGCAGAGAGGGAAGUAACGUUUUGGGGGGUUUAAAGAGAAAAAAUCUGGAGACACCAUGAAAGAACUGAAGCACCGCUUGGCAACGAGUGCUGGGAGAAAACUGUGAAUACCUCCCGCGUUUGGAAGAGACUCAACUUGCGGGGAAAUUAUCCCGAGUGCGCAGAAGUUUGUGUUUACUGAUGUUGUAGCUAGCUGGUUGGCCCUGUUAGCCUGUUAGCGAGAGGUGCGCGUUGUUGGGACUCAAACAUUUAGAACUAACCCAAGUGAACAGGCAAGUUCGAUAACUGCUGAUUUGUCUUAACAGUUUGAAAUACCUGAUUGGCAGAUGUUGCUGGUUAGGCAAACAAACUUGUAACACUUGUGCGGGUCGCAAACUGUGCAUCUUGUGGGGUCUAGUCAAACACAUUUAUUCCUAAAGAGAGAAGACGCACAUUAAGACACCUCCAACGUUCAGAUCAGCUCGGCGAUCUUUAACGUCUUCACUCCCACCACUCUUUGUAGUUACGGAUGACAAAUCGAGCUUUCAUCGUUUUGUACCUGCGACCCGUCCUCCUCAUCGGACCUAGUUCAUCUGCUUCGUCCGUAAUGGGCCCCCAGUUCAGCUAGUGAGACCUGGGGAAACAAUCCGCAGCCCGCUAACCAUGGGGGGAUGUGUGGGAAGAUACUGGGAAGGCUGGGAGGACACACAGAGCCGAGGCUCAUCCAGGAAUGGUGGACGAGGAGGACGUAACGAGCCUCUUAAAAAAGAUCGGCCCAAGUGGAAGAGCGACUAUCCAAUGACGGAGGGUCAGCUACGGAGCAAGAGAGAUGAAUUCUGGGACACAGCACCAGCCUUUGAGGGCAGAAAGGAGAUCUGGGAUGCCCUGAAAGCCGCUGCCGUGGCCCUGGAGUGUAACGACCAUGAGUUAGCCCAGGCUAUAGUGGAUGGAGCUAGCAUCACACUGCCACAUGGUACUCUGACAGAGUGUUAUGAUGAACUCGGAAACCGCUACCAGCUGCCUGUCUACUGCCUGGCGCCACCCAUCAACCUCAUCUCAGAGCGUAGUGAUGAGGACCCCAGCGACAGCCCUGAACCCCCAGUAGCACCCAAGAAGGAAUUCCAGCUCAAGGUUCGACUGUCCACAGGAAAGGAUCUACGCCUCAGCGUCAGCAUGGCCGACACCAUCGGGCAGCUGAAGAAGCAGCUGCAGGCCCAGGAAGACAUCGAUGCCACCCACCAACGCUGGUUCUUCUCCGGGAAGCUACUCACAGACAAGACGCGGCUACAAGACACUAAGAUCCAGAAGGACUUUGUGAUCCAGGUCAUCGUCAACCCGCAGGCCCUCCGAGCCCCCAAGCUGUCACCGACCACCACGGCCUCCUCCCCUGCUUCUGAAUAACAGGACAAAGAGGAACGAUGGAGGAGUCAUGCAGAUGAAGGACCAGAUGUGCCUCCAGUGCUGGAUAACUUAUUCUUUUUGACAACAGACACUGUUACUGAAUAAAAAUUAAACUGUGGAGGUACAAAACUAUUUUUAGGCAAAAAAUAAAUAAAUAAGAGAGUGACUCAAAUGCUGCUUUCUUUCACGUACCAUGUUCAAUGUGUUCCUCUGCCGAGUUGUUCCAGUUGUCACACUAAGUCUGGAGAUCUUCACCUGCUUUGAGCCAUCUUGAAUUGAAGCAGAGCUCACAGCCUUUAAAGCCACAUAUGAAAUGUGCACAUUAUGACUAAACUCUGCCCUUUUGUCUGACCUACGUGCCAAUGGAGGAAAUGCAGAGGUGUUGGUUCUAAAGCACAUUUCUACUAUGACACCUAUCAACUGUGCUCUGCCAUCUUUUUCUCCUCCACAGAAACAAGAAAGGAAGGCAAAGAGCGUGACGCUGAACAUUUUCUUUCUCAUUUUCCUUCCUUCUUUAAUUGAGGAAAUAUUGUAAACUGAGCUUUUUUGCACAUUUAAACAUUGUUACUAUACUUUUGUGGUAGUUUGUGUGCCUUCUACAAGACAAAAAAAGGGUUAAUGUCCGGAAAGACGUAGGUUUUACCGCUAGGCUAAGCCUUCUGUAUUUUUUAAAUUCAGGAACUCUUAGAUCAAUCUAAGCUAUAACUGCUGCCUUUUUUUAAGAUUUCAUAAGUCUCGUAGACAAAACAUAUGAUGGGUGCGUGUUCGACCCAUAAUACAUUGGAAUUUGAUGUAGCUCACAAAGACAAUAGUGGUGUACAAAUCGGAGAUUAAGUCAUUAUUGCUGUCUGUGAAGGGAAAGAGAAACUCCCAUGCAACAAGUAUUGUCUUAACAGCUGCGUUCCCCUUAAUGACCCCCACCACCACCAGGAGGGAGCACAGCCCUUAUAUAAUCACUUCAGUUGCUUUAGAGGUAGUUGUCCUUCUUUUCACCACUUGAUGAAUGUAAUUGCCUUUUUUUCUUGAUGUGGUUUGGUUACUUUGAGGAAAAAUAGUUGUCCAUUUUCUUCACCAGCAUACAGAUGCUUUGUUAUGGAGCGGUGAGUGAAAAGCUAAAGGCUACAAAAAGCUGCAGAUUUUUCAGGUUAUCCAGAAGUACUAGUGAGCCUCACAGGGAAUAUUUUUGAUUUAGUGGCAUGACCUGCAAGUACACUCCAGUGUUCUAAACUUUACAGUCAAUUUACUUGCUACGGGACAGUGCGUAACAUUUAAUGAUAGUUGUAUUUUCACUGCAGGAACUAGCAACAUUACUGCUACUUAAUGGACUGGAUUUGAUCAGUUUGUUGUAUAGUUGUGACUAAUUUGCCUAAACUGAGCUGGUCUCUAUACCAUGGUGAAGACGCAGAUCUUUUGGGGGGGGUUCUUCGGAUAGAAAAUUCAAGGUACUGCUGAAGAGAAAUUAACUUUAAUGAUGUGAUGAUCAUCUCUUCAAAAAGGGCUUGGAGAUUAGCCAUUUACAGCACAAAGCUCCCAUUGCAAACUGUAGGUGUGGAGUUUUAAGGAUAUGGGCGUUACCCAGGCAAAAAGACUCAAAUCUACCAUUCUAUUCAGUUGCAUUGUGGGAAAUAUAGGUGGUUUUUUGGAACUUGAGAUGUUACAAGGGUUUAUAGUGUGGAUAUCACAGGAUCUGCUGCUUUAAUUGAGACCAUUUUUCAAACUAUUUGUCCCACAACUUUCUGAAUUUAAAUACUAAAUUGCUGCUGUGCCUCUUUAACAGCCCCUCAUCAAAAGUUCACGGGUUUGAUAUGAAAGCGAAAAGUUGACACCAUGUUUGAAAAGUAACAGUCAUCACAUUUUCCUUCCUGGCAGAUAAACCAGAUUCUCCAAUUUAGGUCGUGACGCCUUUUAUGUGGUCGCUUUCUGGUAAAUUCACUGAGUAUGAGAGGGAACAAAGCGACAAAUUUAUGUCACAGUGUCAAAAAGUCUUUUCUCAAGACAUCUUGCUUGUGAUUCAAAGGGUAUUUCAAUUUCGCACUGAGCAGUGCAGUACUGCUUUUGCCUGCACAUUGUAGCACAAAGCCAUGAAUUUAUGCUGGCAGCUCCAGGCUGAAGUUUCCAUCAGGCCUCACUCCAGCUCCGUUUGUGACAGAUUUGUGUCUGAGUGCUGUGAAAAUCCACUGAGUUGCAUUUGGUUUCUAAUACUAAUGAAUCACGUGCAUAUCAUGAAAUAGAACUUUAUCUGUUUUUCAUUUCCAAUCAUUUUGUCGUACGUCUGAUUAGCUGUCAGUGAGCUGAGUGUUAGCACAUAAAACAAGACAGGACUAAAAACAGAUCAAGCGUGUCAUUGAUGCUCUUAGUUUGUCCUAUAUGUAUGGAAAUAAGGCCAUAAUUGUUUUCACUUUAAAAGCCACUGAAUACCUAACUGUGACAUUUAACCACUGCAAAAUGAAUCCAGCUGAAUAUAUAGAAUCAAUUUAUAUUCACAUUUUGAAACUGGAUUUAAAAUUACAAGUAACAUGAACAUAGUUUAUUUGACGUGUAAAUUUUGUACAUUUUUUUCCUGAAACCUUGAAGUUUUUCUAAAUUUGCAAACCUUAAAUCUGCCUAGAGAAGCAAAACCACUCUGCUUCUGUGUGUCAGUUACUAACAUAGCACUGACAGAUUUGGGUUUCUUGUGAUUAUUCAGGGUCUUGGUGGGCUUUGCUUUCAUUCACCGCUCCUUCCUGACACAUCAUUCUCCAUCAGUGGGAGGAAUAAACCUGAACUGAGCCACAGCUCACCAUAUCAAGAACGUUUUCAUUCUGUUUUAUCUUUUUUAACCAGUUUCAGCCUUGAUGCUCAUUACAGUUUCCUAUUUACAUCCAGAGCGUUUUGUUUUCUGCUUUCCCUUUACCUGUGGUUCUUAAAGGGAAAUUUGGUAAUCAUUGUAUGCAAACUUGAAUGAGCAUUUCUCUCUGUAUGUGCAAUACAAUAGACAUAGACCUCAUUUUUAUGUCUGAUUUUGCAGAUUUCAUAGAGCACCAGCCAUAAGUAUUGUUAAAGUAAUGUCAAACUACAGGUACAAGCCUGCUAUGAUCUGAUUCCUGUGUCAGAUAAUCAGCUGCCACUGUCAGUGGCUUUAAAUAUUCAUGUCUAUCACUUUGAAAUGUAUUCCCAGCUGUCGCCUUGACCAUUGGGCCUCAUUGUCUUUUACAGAAUAAAUAUCUAAACAUUAUAAA